This is a messenger RNA of Musca vetustissima, 1611 nucleotides long. RefSeq names its product PIN2/TERF1-interacting telomerase inhibitor 1. The record is from RefSeq and is a predicted model, not a curated record. NCBI's taxonomy places the organism in Eukaryota, Metazoa, Arthropoda, Insecta, Diptera, Muscidae. The coding region runs from base 1 to 1611 and encodes 536 amino acids. Gene Ontology annotation, biological process: regulation of ribosome biogenesis. Gene Ontology annotation, molecular function: telomerase inhibitor activity; nucleic acid binding. Gene Ontology annotation, cellular component: nucleolus. The transcript has 2 exons.
AUGGCUAUGUUAGCAGAACCCCGUCAGCGUAAACGUUAUAAUUUGGUUCCGAAGGGUAAAGCCCUAUAUGAAGAUGAUUCACGAUUUGGUACGAAAAUGUUGGAGAAAAUGGGCUGGUCGAAAGGUAAAGGUCUCGGAGCUAAGGAAGAUGGCUCCCAGGAUUUUGUAAGAGUACGCUACAAAAACGAUAGCCAGGGUUUAGGAUAUGAACAACGAGAUGAUCAAUGGACACAACAUGAAAGCAGUUUUAAUGAUUUAUUAAAGAACCUCAAUGGUGACGACACAGCGGAAGGUGCUACAACCAAUAUCGAAAUGAAUGGGAAUAAGUCGUCGUCGGAAGACGAUGAUGCACCCCGUGUGGGAUUUGGUUUCCAGACUGUUGACAAACCGAAGCAUAAAAAGGCGAAACUCAAAGAGGAAAUAAGUGGAGUUUCACUGGAAGAGCGGUCAAAACAAAGCAAAGCCCGUGUCCAUUACAAAAAGUUCACGAAAGGUAAAGAUCUCUCACAAUACAGCGAGAAAGAUUUGGCCAAUAUAUUUGGUAAAAAAGCGGCGGACGACGAGCAACAGGCUUUGUUUGAUCAAAUGAAUCAACAUUUUAAUGGGGCGGAUCAAAGUAAAGACGUUGUGGAAAAUAAAAGUGAAACUGAAAACUUCGGUGGUGUACAAACUAUUAGUACGGGGCUAUCGGUAUCGGAAUAUUUUAAACUGAAAAUGGCUUCACUAAAGAAGAAGUCGAGUGAUAUAAAUGUUGAUCUAAAUGAAAAACAUGAAACAGAUUCCCAUGCAACGAAAGAACAUAAGAAAAAACGAGAAGCUAUUGCGGAAUUGGAUGUCCAAUAUUUUGGAGUUGAAAAAGAGAACACCGAAAUGAUAAUCGCAACAGCUAACGAUCAGGAUGCAAAAAAGGAAAAACGCAAGGCAAAUGUGCAGUUGGAUGAGGAAAAAUUGGUAGUUGUAGAGGAUGGAAAUAUCAGAAAUGAAUUAUGUGAAACAACAAAGAAGAAAAAGAAGAAACACAAUAGAAAAGACAAUAAAGAUGAUGACCACAAAAUUGGAAUGGAUUUGAUUAACAUUGAAAGAACAGUCGAUCAAAAUAUGCCAAUAAAUGGUGUUCCAAAGGUGGAACACGAGAGUGUAUCAGUCACAGAAAAGGAAGAUGUAUCGCCGCCCAAUGCUACUGUUACAUCAAAGUCCACAUCCAAUAAAAUUUGUUCAGAGAAUUUUGACAUGGAAACUAUUGGCCAAUUAUCUUUGCCCGAACUCGAAGAUAAAUUGAAAAGCUUCAAUACCUGUAAAAUAUCAACAUUCAUUGCUGAAAAAUUUAGAAAUGUCGAUCUUAACUAUUUUCCAAACUCUACAUUGUCCCAAGUUGAGGGCUAUGGAUGCAGCCAAGACAUAGAAUUGAUUAUAUCAGCCAACAAGAAAGACGAGAAGCGCAUCAAUAACUUAUGGAGCAACACUCUGUGCAAGUAUGCAAAUCUGCAGAAACCAACGAUAACAUAUCGCAAAUACGUUAGGGAUUGUAUAAAAGCCCGAAAAAAUAAACAACCCAAGCCUAAGUUAAAAGUAAAGAAGUGGAAAAGGAAAGAUGCCUUCUCUCUGGUGUGA